GCCCUCUGAGUGGGAAGAGUAGACUCAGGGUCACCAGAAGACACCCUUGAGAAGACAGCUGAAGGUGCUGGCUGCUGGCAUCCAGGUCACGCAACUUCUUCUGUCUUCUGUACUCGGUUCCUAGGGCCUGCAAUGGCGCCUGGCAUGAGAAGGAUUGAAUGUGGGAUGCUUUAGCCUGGGCACCUUUCUGCAUGUCUGCUGCAGGUGGCCCAGGCUGGUGAGGAGCAGAGAUGCAGCAGGCCCAGUGUGAGAACAAACCUUUUCCUCCUUCAUUCACACAGCACGAUGAGCCCCAGUCGCCAAGUGCAUGUGGGCUUUUUCCAGCAGCCAGCUCUUCAGCUGGGUGUCCUCUCUAGCUGGGUGUCCCAGUCAGCUCAACUCUGACACCACCUGCCGGGGACAGCAUGAGAUUCCACAGGUUGGGGGCUCAGUCCCACAAGACCGCCCCCACUUCAGAUGCUGCAAGCACAGGUUAUGGUCUGUGCUUCAGACCAACUGGCUAUAAACUGAGCUUUUCAGGGUUCUUAUAUCUCGCUAGUGUGGGUCAGAAAACUCAGGGAAACACUUUAUUGUUGAUGUGUACUGGCUUCUUACAAAGGACAGUACAAAGAAUACAGAUGAACAGCCAGAUGGAGGAGAAUCCCUGGGUGAGGUGUGGGGAGGGGGCACAGAGCUUCCAUGCCUUCUCUGGGUGUGCCCUUCUCCAGGAAGCUGCCUGUGCCCGGGGAAGCUCUUCUGAACCUGUCCUUUUGGGUUUUUGUGGAGGCUUCAUGACGUACACAAUUGACUAAAUCAUUGGCCUUUGGUGAUUAACUCAACCUUCAGCUUCUCUCUCCUCCCCAAAGUCAGGAGGGUGCCAACCAGCCCCCAUCCCGAGGAUAUCAGGGAUCUGCCAAGAGUCCUCUCAGAACAAAAGAGCUCGGCUCCUGUCACCUGGGAAAUUCCAACAGAUUUAGGAGCUCUAUGUCGGGAACCAGAGUUCAAAGACCAAAAGUAAAAACAAAAGAUUCUCCUAGAGUUUCUAUCUACCAGGGCCCUAGGAUCUUUGUGUCAGGAACAGGGAAGAGACCAAAACCCGUUUCUUAUUCUACCACAAUCUCACAUCGCCCCCAUUAAGGGUGCCCUCCCUGUGCCACAAAAGGACCAGCGUGGAUGGGAGGGUGCUAGAGCCAGACCUCUGGGUCCUAAGGGCUCCAAUCCAAGCUCUUCUCGUGAAUGGCUGUGUAACCUUGGGCAAGUCCCAUGCCCCUCUCCACCUGUUUCCUCAUCCAUAAAAUGGGGCAACGAACCCCUUAGAGCUGACUCACAGGAUGCUCUCGGAGGAGGGAGUGCUCAGUGGCAGCUGGGCUUCCACACGAGGGCCCUGUACGGGGCUUCCCUAACCGUGCUCUGCCCCCUUACUGCUGAGUGGCCCAGCGCCACCCACUUAUGCAGACAGGACAUGGCCGAAGGGACAGGGCUGGUCAGGCUCUGAGCUGGGUACACCCAGGUGGGUCACCGCCCUGGGACUGCUAGAAUUCAGUUGCUGCCACUUCUUGGCUGUGUGAGUGAGACCUGGGCCUCAGUUUCCCCAUCAGUAGUAUAGGACUCAUGAAGAACGCUUUCUGGCAGAGUUGUUAACAUAUUUGGGGAUGAGGGUCAUCCCUCAGGCAAGUCCUUUGAAAAGAGCUUUGGGAGGGGGGUGGAGCGGUGUGCCCUCCUCAGCUACUGCUGGGAGCACACUGUUCCUGUCACCCAGCCCCCAGCGGGGGGUAGCAGGAGGAGAGGGUAUCUGCAGUCUGUGCCCAGCUCGGUACCACAUGGCUCCCCAUCUCCCCAUCGUCAAGAUGCAGAUCCCCACAUGGAGUGUUUGGUUGGUGUGGUGCCCCCGAGGCUGCCAUAGCACACCUCAGCAUUAGAGCCCCACCCACCCCUAAAACUCCUCAGACAGCACAGCCCUCCUGGAAGGGGAAAGGGGCCCAGCCCUGCUCCCCAGCGUGAAGCCUGCCUUCUGCAGAGUACUGCUCUCCCCUGGUCAGCACUGCAGGAAGCCUGCCUGAGGCCAGUGACCCUCGGACCUGCACAUGGCUCCCUGCACAGGCUCGGCACCCAAUGAGGGGCUGGAGGAGUGGCCCUGGGGCUGGAGGUCCCCCCCACUGGGCCCUAUCUGCCCAGUCUCUUCCUGGCCUCCCCACAGUGCUGGCCUUCACCUCCAUCUCAGCCACACAUGUCUAGCCUCCAGGCUCUGUGCUCUGGCCUGCCCAUUCGGCCCCUCCCAAAGAACCGAGGACGCCAGGCUGGGGUGCCCCAUGCCCCAGUCAGGACCCCUGGCCUCAGCCCUGCAGAGAAGCAGCUGGCACUGAGGAACGCCCUGCGCUACUUCCCCCCUGAUGUCCAGAAUGUGCUGGCCCCAGAGUUUGCCCAGGAGCUGCAACAGUAUGGGCACAUCUACAUGUACCGGUUUUGCCCUGACAUUGAAAUGAGGGCCUACCCAGUUGAGCAGUACCCCUGCCGGACAAAAGCGGCUGCCGCCAUCAUGCACAUGAUCAUGAACAACCUGGACCCUGCCGUAGCCCAGUUUCCUCAGGAGCUGGUGACCUAUGGAGGAAAUGGGCAAGUGUUCAGCAACUGGGCUCAGUUCUGGCUGACCAUGUCCUACUUGUCGAAGAUGACAGAGGAGCAGACUUUGGUCAUGUACAGCGGGCACCCGCUCGGCCUCUUCCCCAGCAGCCGCAGUGCUCCACGGCUCGUCAUCACCAAUGGGAUGGUCAUUCCCAACUACUCCUCCCGGAUGGAGUAUGAGAAGCUCUUUGCCUUGGGGGUUACAAUGUACGGCCAGAUGACAGCAGGUAGCUACUGCUACAUUGGUCCCCAGGGAAUCGUCCACGGCACUGUGCUCACUGUGUUGAAUGCUGCACGUCGGUACCUGGACAUCGAGGAUUUGGCUGGAAAGGUCUUUGUCACCUCUGGGCUUGGUGGAAUGAGUGGGGCUCAGGCCAAGGCCGCGGUCAUUGUGGGGUGCAUUGGCGUGAUAGCAGAGGUGGAUAAAGCAGCCCUUGAGAAACGCCACAAGCAGGGCUGGCUGAUGGAAGUGACUGACAGCUUGGACCAAUGCAUCAAGAGGCUCAGGGAAGCACGGAAGAAAAAGGAGGUGCUCAGCCUCGGUUACCAUGGCAAUGUGGUGGCUCUUUGGGAGCGCCUGGUCUAUGAAUUGGACACGACAGGGGAGUGCUUGGUGGACCUGGGGUCAGAUCAGACGUCCUGCCACAACCCAUUCAAUGGCGGCUACUACCCUGUGCAGCUCAGCUUCACGGAGGCCCAGAGCCUCAUGGCCUCCAACCCUGCUGUGUUCAAGGACCUGGUCCAGGAAAGCCUGAGGAGGCAAGUCUCAGCCAUCAACAGGUUGGCGGAGGAGAACUUCUUCUUCUGGGACUAUGGCAAUGCCUUCCUCUUGGAGGCCCAGAGAGCAGGAGCGGAUGUGGAGAAGAAAGGCGCCAGCAGGACGGAGUUCCGCUACCCCUCCUAUGUGCAACACAUCAUGGGGGACAUAUUCUCCCAGGGAUUUGGGCCUUUCCGCUGGGUCUGCACAUCGGGGGACCCCCAAGACCUGGCGAUUACAGACGAACUGGCCACAUCUGUGCUGGAGGAAGCCAUUGCUGAUGGAGUGAAGGCGUCUGUGAAGCUGCAGUACAUGGACAACAUCCGCUGGAUCCAGGAGGCCGCCAGGCACCAGCUGGUGGUGGGCUCCCAGGCGAGGAUCCUGUACUCGGACCAGAAGGGCCGUGUGGCCAUUGCUGUGGCCAUUAACCAGGCCAUCGCCCAUGGGAGGAUCAAGGCGCCGGUGGUCCUGAGCCGAGACCACCAUGAUGUGAGCGGCACUGACAGCCCCUUUAGGGAGACCUCCAACAUUUAUGAUGGCUCUGCCUUCUGUGCAGACAUGGCUGUGCAGAACUUCGUGGGAGACGCCUGUCGCGGAGCCACCUGGGUUGCCCUUCACAACGGAGGGGGCGUGGGCUGGGGUGAGGUGAUCAACGGGGGAUUCGGCCUUGUCCUGGAUGGGACCCCAGAGGCAGAGCAGAGAGCCAGGCUGAUGCUCAGCUGGGACGUCUCCAAUGGUGUGGCCCGGCGGUGCUGGUCAGGGAACCAGAAGGCCUAUGAGAUCAUCUGCCAGACCAUGCAGGAGAAUAGCGGCUUAGUGGUGACACUGCCCCAUGAUGUGGGGGACGAGCGGGUGCUGCGGCAGGCCCUGCAGCUCUGAGGGAGCCGACAGCUGCCACCCCUGCCUCCCUUCCUCCCCAGCAUCCUCACCUGCCCAACCACAGUGCAUGCCCUUCCUGCACACCCGCACCGCCUGCACUUCUCACACGGCCUUGCGUGACCCUCAUGGUGCCCUUCACAGGGUGCUACCACAGCCUCAUUUUACAGACAGCCCGCUGAGGCCCAGAGAUAUGCAGCCUUCUGUCCACAGCCAUGCUGCUUGCCUGGGAGCCCUGAGGGCUGUGAAUGUUUGUUCAGAGCCAAGUCUCAAGCCUGCCUGGCGGCCCUGCCGUGAACACUGGCUGAGCAUUCCCUGGCCAGGAUGAUCAUACCCUCUGCUUCCUGGCUGCCUGCCAGCCUCCACGAAGCUCUGUCUGUCUGCUGCCCAUCUGCUGUCUGUACAAGCACUUUCUGGACCCUUGGUGCCCUGGGCUGCUGGCCUGGAGGAGUCCAGGAAGGAGGAUAGACCGGGAAAUAAAGGGUUCAACAGA
Callithrix jacchus (white-tufted-ear marmoset) is the source of this 4727-nucleotide messenger RNA. RefSeq names its product urocanate hydratase 1 (gene UROC1). NCBI's taxonomy places the organism in Eukaryota, Metazoa, Chordata, Mammalia, Primates, Cebidae. Gene Ontology annotation, molecular function: urocanate hydratase activity. Gene Ontology annotation, biological process: L-histidine catabolic process. The record is from RefSeq and is a predicted model, not a curated record.